Acanthosepion pharaonis is the source of this 2844-nucleotide messenger RNA. Lineage: Eukaryota; Metazoa; Mollusca; Cephalopoda; Sepiida; Sepiidae. The record is from the annotation of a GenBank genome assembly.
AUGCUCUCUCUCUCUCUCUCUCUCUACUUCCUCUUUCUCUUCUCUCUACUUCCUCUCUCUCCCCCACAUCUAAGUUCUCCCCUACACUCUCUUCCCCUCCUCUUGCUCUCUUUCUAUCCAUUACUCUCACUCUCUCUCUCUCUCCAUACUCUUGUUCUCUCUCUCCCAUUCUCAUCUCACUCUCUGCCCUACGCUCGCAUUCCCUCUUACUCUCGCUCUCUCCCCUUCUCCUCUCUCUCCCCCUUCUCUUCUCUCUCUCCAUACUCUUGUUCUCUUAUUCCCCCUUCUCCUCUUCUCUCUCUCUCCCGUUCUCAUCUCACUCUCUCCCAUUCUCCUCUCGCUUUUCCUCUUACUCCCCCUACGCUCUCCUCUCUCUCUCCAUACUCUUGUUCUCUCUCUCCCCCUUCUCCACUCUCUCUCUCCAUACUCUUUCCCUCUCAUAACUUUCUCUCCACUCUCUAUCUCUUUUGCCUUUCCCUCCACUCUCUCUCUCUCUUUUGCCUUUCCCUCCACUCUCUCUCUCUCUUUUGCCUUCCCCUCCACUCUCUCUCUCUCUCUUUUGCCUUUCCCUCCACUCUCUCUCUCUCUUUUGCCUUUCCCUCCUCUCUCUCUCUCUUUUUGCCUUUCCUCCACUCUCUCUCUCUCUUUUCCUUUCCUCCUCUCCAUCUCUCUCUUUGCCUUUCCUCCACUCUCCAUCUCUCUCUUUUGCCUUUCCUCCACUCUCCAUCUCUCUCUUUGCCUUUCCUCCUCUCUCUCUCUCUCUUUGGCUUUCCAUCCACUCUCUCUCUCUCUCUUUUGGCUUUCCAUCCACUCUCUCUCUCUCUCUCUUUUGGCUUUCCAUCCACAUUCUCUCUCUCUCUCUUUUUCCUUCCCUCCUCUCUCUCUCUCUCUCUUUUUGGCUUUCCCUCCACUCUCUCUCUCUCUCUCUUUUGGCUUUCCCUCCACUCUCUCUCUCUCUCUUUUGGCUUUCCCUCCACUCUCUCUCUCUCUCUCUUUUGGCUUUCCCUCCACUCUCUCUCUCUCUCUUUUGGCUUUCCUCCCUCUCUCUCUCUCUCUCUUUUGGCUUUCCCUCCACUCUCUCUCUCUCUCUUUUGGUUUUCCCUCCAUACUCUCUCUCUCUCUCUCUUUUGGCUUUCUUUCCACUCUCUGCAUGCAUUAGAGUUAAUAAUGCAUUAUCUCUUUACUUUCCAUCCACCGUCUUUUUGCAUUACUUCCUCUCUCUCUCUCUGCAUUAAUUCCUCUCUCUCCCUCCUUUCGCUCUCUUGCCCUCCUUUCGCUCUCUUGCCCUCCUUUCGCUCUCUCUUGCCCUCCUUUCGCUCUCUCCCUCCUUUCACUCUCUCUCUCUUUCUCUCCCCCUCUCUCUUUCUCACUUUGUGCUUUCUCUCUUUUUCCUCUCCCUCUCUUUUUUAUUUUCUAUCCCCCCCUCUCUCUCUCCUUCACAGCAAUUUAAAUUUGAUUUGGAGAAUAUUUAGCCUUAUCUAUUUUGUCUUUCCUCACCUGCUUACUGCAUUUCUCUUCUUUACUGUUUUCCUCAUUUUUCUUUCCUUUGGUAGCCCUUAUCUCUCCUUUGUCUUUCCUCAAAUCCUUUUUCUUUCAGUAAAGUCAUUUAUCACCAUAUUUUGUCUUUCCUCUGCCAUUUGCUUUUCUCUUCAAACCUCAUUUUCUUUCACUGCCAGUAACUUGCGUCAUGCAUUAUCACCAUCUUCUGUCUUCCUCAACACUGUUUUCUUUCAUUAUUUUUCUCCUUUUUCUCUUCAUUCAAAGUCUUCACAUUUUUGUCUUUCCUCACUGCCAUUAAAUUUUCUUUCCUGCCACUCUUCAUUACUGUUUCUUUUUCUCUUCAUUAAAAUCUUUUUCUUUCUUUUCUUUCAAGCUGUUGCCUUAGUAAUUUUUAUCCCAUAUUUUGUCUUUCCUCAAAGCUUAUUUUGCUUUUUUUCUCUCUUCAUUACUGUUUUCUUCAUUUUCUUUCACUGCCCAUUCUUUGCUUUUCCUUUUCUUUUCAUUGUUUUCUCAUUUUCUUUCACUGCCAGUAACCGGUUGAGUCAUUAUUGCCUUAUCACCAUAUUUUGUCUUUCCUCAAAGCUUAUUUGCUUUUCUCUUCAUUACUGUCUUCCAUUUUCUUUCACUGCCACCUUAUCACAUUUUUUGUCUUUCCUCAAAGCUUCCUUUCAUUACUGUUUUCUCAUUUUUCUUUCUGUAACCAGUAACCGGUUGAGUCAAACCACCAUAUUUUGUCUUUCCUCAAAAUUUAUUUUCUUUCUUCUUUUUCUCAUUUUCCUGCCAGUAACCUGUUCAUUUAUUGUCACCAUAUUUUGUCUUUCCUCCAAGCUUAUUUCUUUUCUCUUCAUUACUGUUUUCUCAUUUUCUUUCACUGCCACACUUAUAACCAUUGAGUCUGUCUUUCCUCAACUUUUCAAAGCUUAUUUUCUUUUCUCUUCAUUACUGUUUUCUCAUUUCUUUCACGGCCAUUAUUUGCUUUUCUCUCUUCAUUACUGUUUUCUCAUUUUCUUUCCUGCCAGUAACCCUGUUGAGUCUUUAUUAUCACCAUAUUUGUGUUUUUCCUCAAAGCUUUAUUUGCUUUUCUCUUCAUUACUGUUUUCUCAUUUUCUUUCACUGCCAGUAAACCCUUGCGUCUUUCCUCAAAGCUUAUUUGCUUUUCUCUUCAUUACUUUUUCUCUUUUCUUUCAACUUAUUUGCUUUUCUCUUCAUUACUGUUUUCUCAUUUUCUUUCAUUUUUCAUUAGCCUUAUCACCAUAUUUUGUCUUUCCUCAAAACUAUUUGCUUUUUUCUCUUCAUUACUGUUUUCUCAUUUUCUUUCAUUACCAUAUUUUGUCUUUCCUCUAG